Messenger RNA from Meyerozyma guilliermondii ATCC 6260, 1809 nucleotides. RefSeq names its product Abp2p (gene ABP2). NCBI's taxonomy places the organism in Eukaryota, Fungi, Ascomycota, Pichiomycetes, Serinales, Debaryomycetaceae. The record is from RefSeq and is a predicted model, not a curated record. Gene Ontology annotation, biological process: actin cytoskeleton organization. The transcript has a single exon. Gene Ontology annotation, molecular function: actin filament binding. Bases 1 to 1809 code for a protein of 602 amino acids. Gene Ontology annotation, cellular component: plasma membrane; cell projection; cortical actin cytoskeleton.
AUGGAUGACGCUUGGGUAAACUCCCAGCGCAAAACAAUGACACGCUGGAUCAACUCGGUGAUCCAAGGCGAAUCGGUGGCUCCGAUAACCAAUUUGGAGCAAGAUUUGAGUGAUGGCUUAGUGCUUUACGCUCUUGUGAAUAACAUGUUGAAAACGUCAAACUCUGAUUAUAGUGGCACUACUCUUACUCCAUUGUACAAAGCACCCAAGUUCAAGUUGCAAAAAGUGGAAAAUGUGGCCGAUGUGCUUGAAUUUUUGCGGGUUGCUCUUCAGGUGAAUGUGUGUAAUAUUAGCGCCGAAAACAUCGUUGACAAAAAUUCAAAACUUGUGUUGGGGUUUGUGUGGUCCCUAUACAUGUACUCUUCUACCAGUACGCUUUCUAAAGCUCAUGAGGAUUGCAAUACAUUCCACAAAAUUAAGAAGAUUCUUCUCGAUUGGGUCAAUAGUAUCAUAAUCAAGAAGGACCUCCGAAUAUCCAAUUUUGACCGAGAUUGGUCUAUCCAAGAAAAUCGCCCAGAUUUGAUUCUCUGGGCUAUUUUGGACCACUAUAACCCGGAAAACAAACCUUAUAGAUCCGAAAAGAAAAUUCAAAACUUGCAGGCAGCAUUGGAUCGAGCCAACGAGUUGGGUAUCAAUUUAUCAGAUAUUGAUGAUUACCUCGUGUUGGUAUGCGACGAGCAGUGCAUUGUCACCACUAUGCUCGAAUGGUUUAAGUACUUUGAAAUUGAAAAGGCUGCACCUACUCGAGUGUUGGACAAGUUUAUUGAACAAAUUGUUGACGCCGUUGCAUUGAAAAGACAGUAUGAAUCCGAUCUCAAACUAUACUUUGGUAAGAUUGAACGAAUCAGCGCAGGCAUGAAGUCCAAUUUGGACGUUAUUGAAUCGGAUUCUCUGACCGACACAUGUGAAUUACUUCACCGAUGUUGUACCUUUUUUGAUAUCAUAGUGAUGGCUGAAUCUGAUGAGGAUUUGGUCCAUACUAUGGAUGCCUUGCAAUGCAUUCUUCAAAUGGUUGAGUCUUCAUAUACAAGUCUUUUGGAUGCGUUUGAAGAUUUUGAAACUUAUGGCAAGUCUAUGAAGCCACAAAUUGUGGACGAAGAAUAUGAAAAGUUGACCUCGCGCUUGCAAUUACUACAGGAAAAAUUGCAGCAAUUAGGUACGUAUUACGAACCAUCUGAUGUCUCAAACCCUCUGAAGUUAUUAGUGAAAUUGAGCGAGGUGGCCGAUAUGGAGACCAAGUUUGUUGAAAAAUCAGAAGUUGUGGUAAAAGGACUCUUACAAGUAAAGUUUCCAAAUCAGAGAGCCGACCAAGAAGGAUGCUCAGAAUGGCGCCGUAACACCAUUAAAUCUUGCUUGGCAAAGUUUCAAUCUUUUGACAAAAUCAGAAACAAUUUACAAGACUUUUUGGGCAGGUUCGACAAGACAUUUCCUCUCGAAAAGAUACGACGAGGGUUUGCAAUGCCCAAACCAGACGCUGAAGUAUGCGACGAUAUCGAUUAUUUCGAAUUGCAAAUGGAAACUUCGGUUACCACCGAGGUGAAAUUGUUCGAUGCCAUACUUAACAAAGUCAGCGAAGAUAUUUCUGUUGAUUUAAUAACCAGUUUUUUGAACCUUAUACCGCUGGAAACCAAGAAGUUUGAACGCAGCGAAAGUGACUUUACCCUCAAUUAUCCACUGGAUGAGAGCGACGAUUCCAAUUCUGUAUUUGAUGAAGUACAGAGGAGUUUAGGGUCGCAAUUGGCAGGACCUCAACGAGUGUACGAUAUCAAGCAAUUUCUUUACCGGAUACGAAACGGGUUUCAGGUGUAA